GCAGAUGCUCGACUACUGGCGCUUCCACGGCAUGCUCGUUGGCCCGGCGGCGGCGCGGCGCUGCGUCAAAAGCUUCGACGGCGUGAUUCUCUUCAUGCCAUCAACAUACGACCCCGCAGCCUUUCAGGCCGAGGACGCCGCGCAGAACGUCAGCCUUCCCUUUGAGGUGCGGACCCUGACGCUCCUCAAGUACUACGCGCUGGUGCUGUGGAGCCUCACCGGGCUGUGCACGCUCCUCCGCCAGACCAGGACGCUCGACGCGGCGGGAGAGGACGACGAGAAGCCGCUUCUUCCAACGCCGCUCGCGGUGCAUCGGAAUGUGGUCGAGUGCCUCCGCGCUCGGACCGGCGCGUCCCGCGUCACGCUGGCCCGCCGCUUCGAAUUCCGUUUCCGCCUCAUCGGCCUGUGGGUAGCCAUGCACCAUUACCGCUCCGCCUCCGGCGGCGAGGGGCGGCUGCAUCUCGUGGAGGUCUACCAGUUUGACCGCAGGGUAUGCGCAGCGUGGGCCUGCGCGAUCGCGGCGCUAGCCAUUCCGCAGCUGUGGAGGGUGCUGCUGCUGCUGCUUGGAGUGACUUGAGGCAUGGCGCAUGGCGCAUGGGCACGGUGUUCAGGGUGUUGAUUUUUUGUUCAGACGAAGACUGCUUGACGA
Molecule: messenger RNA, 649 nt
Organism: Emiliania huxleyi CCMP1516
Lineage: Eukaryota; Haptophyta; Isochrysidales; Noelaerhabdaceae
Exons: 1
Coding region: 5-577 (190 amino acids)
Source: RefSeq, a predicted model, not a curated record